Acanthosepion pharaonis is the source of this 1641-nucleotide messenger RNA. Lineage: Eukaryota; Metazoa; Mollusca; Cephalopoda; Sepiida; Sepiidae. The record is from the annotation of a GenBank genome assembly.
AUGCUUUAUAUGGUUUUUGAAUUCAUGCAAGGAGCAGAUCUUUGUUUUGAAAUUGUCAAAAGAGCAACUGCUGGUUUUGUUUACAGUGAGGCUGUUGCCAGCCAUUACAUGCGUCAAAUGCUCGAGGCCCUCCGCUACUGCCAUAACAAUGACAUCAUUCACAGAGACCUCAAACCCCACUGUAUCUUGUUGUCGUCCACUGAGAAUUCUGCACCUGUCAAGAUUGGGGGAUUUGGAGUUGCCAUUCAGUUGAAUGAAAUUUCUGGCAAAAUCUCUGGAGGUCGGAUUGGGACCCCCCAUUACAUGGCACCUGAGGUUGUCAACAGAGAGCCUUAUGGCAAACCAGUGGAUGUGUGGGGGUGUGGAAUCAUGCUUUUCAUUUUACUUGGUGGCUAUCCACCUUUCUAUGGCACCAAAGACAGACUAUUCAAAAUGAUUACCAAAGGGAAAUUCCACAUGCGCUCGAAGCAGUGGGAUUUCAUUUCUACAUCAGCUAAAGAUCUUGUUAAAAAGAUGCUGGAUGUGGAUCCUGAUAAAAGAAUUACUAUUGAUGAUGCUUUGAAUCAUCCAUGGAUUAAGGAAAAGACCAAGAUCCACCUCCAGGAGACGGUGGAGGAAAUGAAAAAGUUUAAUGCACGAAGAAAAUUAAAGGUGACAUUCAUUUUUUUUUUCUCUUUCUCACUGCUCUGUUUUCUUCCUCUCCUCUUUUCUAUCUCCCCCUCUUUUCUAUCCUCCUCCCCCUCUUUUUCUCCUCCCCCCCCUCUUUCUAUCUCCUCUCCCCCUUUUUCUCUCCCUCUUUUCAUCUCCCUCCCCCCUCUUUUCUAUCUCCUCUCUCCCCCUCUUUUCUAUCUCCUCUCUCCCCCUCUUUUCUAUCUCCUCUCUCCCCUCUUUUUAUCUCCUCCCCCUCUCCCCCCCCCUUUUCUAUCUCCUCCCCUCCCUAUCUCCUCUCUUCUUUCUAUCUCCUCUCCCCCCUCUUUUUCUAUCUCCCCUCUCCCCCUUUUCUAUCUCCUCUCUCCCCCUAUCUUUUUUAUCUCCCCCUCUUUUCUCCUCCCUCCCCUCUUUUCUCCUCUCCCCCUCUCUCCCCCCCCUUUUCUAUCUCUCCUUUUCUCUCCCCCCUUUUCUAUCUCCUCUCUCCCCCUUUCUAUCUUCCCCUCUUUUCUAUCUCUUUUCUCUCCCUCCCCCUCUUUUCUAUCUCCUCUCCCCCCUUUUUCUAUCUCCUCUCUCCCCCUCUUUCUAUCUCCUCCUCUCUCCCCUCUUUUCUAUCCUCUCUCUCCCCUUUUCUAUCUCUCCCCUCUCCUCCCCUUUUUCUAUCUCCUCCCCCCUCUUUUCUAUCUCCUCUCCCCCCUUUUUUUCUAUCUCUAUCUCUCCCCCCUCUUUUCUAUCUCCUCUCUCCCCCUUUUCUAUCUCCCUCUCUCCCCCUUUUCUAUCUCCCUCUUUUCUAUCUCCAUCUCUCCCCUCUUUUCUAUCUCCUCUCUCCCCCUUUUUCUAUCUCCCCCUUUUCUAUCUCCCUCUUUUCUAUCUCCUCUCCCCCCUUUUCUAUCUUCUAUCUCCUUUUCUAUCUCCCUCCCCUCUUUUCUAUCUCCUCUCUCCCCCUCUUUUCUAUCUCCUCUCUCUCCCCCUCCGCCUUCAAAAUCAGGUUAA